AUGUCAUCGAUAUCAACAUUUGAAAUCUUACCGGAUGAAAUUUUAUUGAUUAUUAUAAGAUAUUGUGGUGAUGCUUAUUCUAUAUGUAAAUCAUUUUUUGGAUUAAAUCAACGUUUAAUUUCAAUUGUUAUUGAUAAACGUUUACAUGUAUUUGCUGAUCUUUUACAUAUGAAUAGAAAUGAUCCAGAUAUUAAUUUAUUUUAUAAUUCUAAUUUAUUCUAUGAAAUAUCUCAUCAAUUUUUAUGUUUAAAAGCGAAACAAACAAUGAAAGAAUUUCUUCAAUUAUUAAUUUCUUUUUAUAUUAAAGAAAAAUACAAACAAUUGAAUGAAGAAUUUCAAUUCAAUUUAAAAAAAUUUCAAUUUCAACGAUUACAUCUUACUGAUAAUGAAAUUAAUAAUCUUGAUAAUGAAUUGAACAGAACAUUCUCUUCGUUACCAAUUGAUUUCGAUUCAUAUCGAAUAUCAAAACCAAAAGAAUUUUUUUCUCAAUCGAUUAAGAGUAUUAAACAAAUUGAAUCACUUAUUUUAACUCAAGGUGCAAGUUUUCAAUAUGAUGAGUUUAAUUUUGGUAUGAUAAUAAAUAAAUGGUUUAUUUCGAAAAUGAAUUUUACUCAAGAUGAUAAUCAACAAUUUCUUAAUUCAUUUAUUCAAAUGUUUAAAUCAAUAUUUAUUUCUAAUUUAUCACUUUUUAAAAUCAAAUCUUAUGAAACUACUUAUGAGAAAAUAAAUUCUCCAUUUUAUUUUCUUAUAUAUUCAAUAUAUCAAUUAAAAUAUUUUCCUGAUGAUCGUUAUGAACCAAAUCAUUCUUUAAAAAUUCAUUGGUAUAAAGCUGAAAUAAAUCUAUUUCUUUCUAUCGUAGAUCAUCUAUUUAAUGAAGAAUUUGUUUUGGAACAUUGUCUUUUUGAAAUCUUAGAUAAAACUAUGUUAAUUGUACCUUCUACUUUUGAAGAAAUAUUUAUUCGAACAAGUCAAAUAGAAAUAUUAAAAAUUCUACUUCACAAAUACAAUCAAUAUGAUAAAACAACAUGUGAACAAUAUGAUUCAUUUUUAACAAUUCUAUACAAUUUAUUUCAUACGGAACAAUUGGAUAUUAUUCAAUUGAUUUAUAAAGAAAGUCGAAAUAUUCAAUAUUUAUUUUAUAGAUUAGAAACAUGUGAAGAAAUUGUCAAUAUAAUGAUUAAAAAUCGAGAAAAAAAACAUUUAUUUCAAAUAUUAUUGAAUGAUGAACAAUUAAGAAUAUGGUUUAUAAAUAAAGAUUUAUUAUUUAUUUUAUUAAAAAAGAAACAAAUGAAAAUUAUUAAAUAUUUAUUAAAAUUAUCACCACUACUUAUUCAUCAAUUAGAUCAAGAUGGAAAUGAUCCAAUACUUUAUCUAUGUCUUCAUGUAUCUGGUUGUCGACAUCGUUUAAUUGAAUUUCUAAUCAAAGUGGGAUCUGAUUUAUCUUGUAUCAAUUCAAAAAAUAUCAAUUUUUUUAAUGCAUUACAAAUGACAAGAAAUAAAAAAUUAUUAAACAAAUUAAUCGAACAUGAAAUCAUUCAAAUUAAUUAUAUUUCUACAGAAGUUAAACAAGUCAAUCAUAAUGUCAUUGAUAGUUUUAAUUAA
This is a messenger RNA of Adineta steineri, 1602 nucleotides long. The record is from the annotation of a GenBank genome assembly. Lineage: Eukaryota; Metazoa; Rotifera; Eurotatoria; Adinetida; Adinetidae.